AUGAUACAACUGCGGCGGGAGCCAUUAGCACCACCAUGCUCGAUUAACGUUGAAAACGCAUGGGGUCCUCAGGUCCAUGGCUGCGGCACGGACUUUGACUUGACGCUUCUCUUUCAAGAGGUCAUCUUGUUCAUCGGGCCUCUAGGUAUAGCCAUCUGCUUGGCCGUGUGGCGCAUAUGGCAGCUGGUCGGGCGAGAAGAAAUCGUUGCCUCUCCCCUGCUCCACAGGCUCAAAUUUGGCGGUCAUAGCCUGUUGACGCUUUUGCAGACGACUCUCCUUGUCAUCCAGGCUGCCCUUCAGACCUCUCUUACCCGGGCGACGAUUGCAGCCUCCUACCUGGGGGUCAUCGGCUCCGUGAUACUUCUGGUCGCCUCGCAUUUUGAGCAUGGCCGGUCGGUGCGAGCUUCGACGUUAAUGCUUCUUUACCUAGGCUUUUCCACUCCGGUGGAUGCGAUGCGCGCCCGCACUCUUUGGAGCAUGCCUCGCGAUAACAUUCCCGUGGCCUCCGUCUUCACCGCAAUGUGCGUCUGCAAAUUGGUCCUUCUUUUCCUGGAGGGCGGACGGAAGACGAUGCAGCCAGGCAUUCAUCAACCUACCCCAGACGAACAAGCCGGUAUUGUGUCGCGAGCCUUCCUAUGGUGGCUGGUCCCUUUGUUCAGCCUUGGAAGAAAGACGUCGCCGCUGACUUCCAAGGCGCUCCCAGAUAUCGAGCCCCAGUUGACUCGCCCAUGCGAGGGCCAGGGAGAUGAUGGAGGCAGCUUAAGCAAGCCAUCCAUUUUCCAUCACCUCUUCGCCGUGAGGGGAUGGCUACUGAUGAGUGCCAUUCCUCCAAGGCUUUGCUACACAGGCUUCCUAUUUGCACAGCCGUUCUUGGUGGAGAGGGCGACGGAAUUCAUGUCAGAACCUUUGAAUCCCAACACCUACAAGGUCGGCGCCGGCCUCAUCUCAGCCUACGCGAUUGUGUACUCAGGCAUAGCGGUAACUCAAGCCUUCUAUCGCCAAUGUACUGCACGCCUCAUCACUGCUGUCCGCGCCGACCUGGUCACCAAGAUCUAUAGUCACACUCUGAAUCUUAGUUCGUCAUCGUCCUCUCGAGACGCGACGUCAACCCUCAUGAGUGCUGAUGUCGAGCGAUUCGCGGCUGGAUCACGCAACAUGCACGAAUGCUGGGCGUGUAUAGUUGAGGUCGCCCUAGGGGUAUGGAUUCUCGAGCAGCAACUGGGUGUUGCUGUUGCCGCAACAGGUGGACUGACGGCAACCUUCGUUGGACUCACCAUUGCGGUUCUGCCGCUGGCGGGAAAGCGACAAAGUGAGUGGCUCAAGGGCUUGGAGAUGCGUAUCGCGGCCACGACCCGAUGUCUCCAGGCCAUGAAAGGCGUCAAGAUGACAGGUGUCGAAUCGACCAUUCGCAGAGACCUGAUAGGCUUGCGAAAAGUAGAGGUCCGUAAGCUCAGGCAGUUCCGAUAUAUCUUAUUGAUAGUUGCAUGGGCAGCCUGGAUUCCUGUCAUUAUAGCUCCAAUCCUUGGCUUCACCCUCUACAGCGUCGUUUUCGGCCCACGAACCGGACGCAUUCUUACCACUGCCGUGGUGUAUCGAUGUCUGACCAUCUUCGGCCUCUUCGGAAACUCAGUCGCAACCUUGAUCGAAAGUUCUAUCAAUCUCUUCACCGCUGUGGCUUCUCUCCAGCGAAUUCAAUCUUUCAUCCAUGGCGACAACACGCGUCUGGAUAAUCGGGUGCUUCUAUCAUCGCACAAGCCCCCGCCGGAUGAAGAUGAAGAUGAAGAUGGGAUGCCACUGCUCCCGCGGCGGCGGCGGGUGCAGUCGAACAAUCAAAUACGCAUGCACAGACUGAGUCGGGCCCUUACUCGCGCUCCGGCAGCGCUUCGACUUACUCAAGCUUCCGCCGGCUGGGAUGCCGACAGGCCGUUGAUCGUCCAUGAUGCCAAUCUGGAGGUGUCUUCGCCAUCAGUCAUUGCCGUGGUCGGUCCAACCGGGAGUGGAAAGACGACCUUGCUCCAGAUGCUCUUAGGUGAAAUCCGGUGCGCCCUUGGCUCAGUCACCCUCUCGAGUCUGCGCAUUGGCUACUGUGGCCAGACUCCGUGGCUCACCCAUGAAUCUGUCAGGAACAACAUCGUGGGACCAGACAUUUUUGAGAAAAGCUGGUACAACGCCGUCAUCCGCGCGACAGCACUCGACAAGGAUAUCAGGGCCAUGGCAUUUGGCGACAACACUAUCAUAGGAAACGAGGGAAGCAGUCUGAGCGGGGGCCAAAAGAAAAGAAUAGCUCUUGCACGUGCGAUUUACACCAGGGCGCCAAUUGUCAUCCUGGACGAUCCGUUUAACGGCCUCGAUGGCCGCACAGAGACCGCCAUACUAGAAGCAGUACUGGGGCGUCAGGGCCUACUGCGUAGACAGAAGACCUUAGUGGUAUGGGCAACAAGCACAGUCCAGCAGGUCCAGGUCGCCGACCGCGUUAUUUCACUCACCGACACCGGCAAUAUUCGGAAGAGGGGUUCUCUAUUGAUGGCCGCAGGUCGAAUGGUUGUCCCACAGGGAGACGAGUCUGGAGAUGACGACGAAAGUGCUGGUGCUGGCAACCGACCUUUAUCCACACUCGAGGUCGUCCAAGGGAUCGUUACUAUGCCGCAAAAUUCAUCAUGGCCAGACGACACUCAUGCGACUGCCAGCAACCCGGAGUAUUGGAUAGUUCGCUGGGCUGAGAGCAACGCCAUUAGCCCAAAUCGCCUUCAAGGGUUCUACAUUGGCUUAUAUUUUGCCAUUGGGACCAUUGAGCUGAUUGCCUGGACUGGUGCAGCCUUCUUCUUCAUUGUAUCUAUCGCCGAAAAGUCUGCAGACCGCUGCCAUGCAGUCCUCCUGGAUACCGUCUUAAGGGCGCCAAUGUCCUUUUUUGAUUCUACGGCCGCUGGGGAAAUCAUCAACAGAUUUAGCCAGGACCUACAGCUUAUCGACACCGAGUUACCUUACGACUUGUUAGGGACCGUCACCCAAAUAAUGAUUGUGGCUGGAAAUUGUGGCAUCAUCAUUUACGGAUCCCCAUGGUCUGGCCUUGCGAUUCCCGUAGUGGGUGUCGCCGUCUACUUCCUCCAACGCGCCUAUCUUCCAACCUCGCGCCAACUGCGGGUGCUGGAGAUCGAAGCCAAAGCGCCCCUGUUCUCCCACUUUCUCGAGACUCUCAAUGGUCUUGCGACCAUCCGGGCGUUGCGAUGGACCGCGGCCUAUUCCCGCAGGAACCUUGAAGCGAUCAAGAUCAGCCAAAAGCCAUUUUAUCUGCUUUUUGCAGCCCAGAACUGGCUGAAUCUGGUUCUGGACUUGAUCACAGCCGGGCUUGCAGUUACCAUCAUGUGUGUGGGGGUGGCCACAAGGUCCGAUGCGAACUCGACGAUCGGAUUGGCCUUGUUCAGUGCUACUGUUGUUGGCGCGUCGGCCAAGCAAUUGAUUGCGCACUGGACCAAGCUGGAGAUCAGCAUGGCUGCGGUUGAACGAGUGCGUGCCUUUACCGAGGAAACCGCCUCCGAGGAACACCCUGGGUCAAAAUCUACAGCGGCCGGAGAUCCUAAAACAUGGCAUGGAAAGGGCAGCAUCGAGUUUCGUAACGUGUCUGCCAGGUACUCAUCAUCUUCGCCGCUCGUCCUCCGCAAUAUUUCGUUCGACAUUCAACCAGGUCAGCGAUAUGCGAUCUGCGGCAGAACCGGAAGUGGCAAAAGCACGUUGCUGGCGAUACUGUUGCGUGUUAUUAACCCACAGAAUGGGACAAUAUUGGUCGACGAUGCCGACAUUUCUCAGAUGAAACCCGGCCAAGUCCGAUCUCGAUUCAUUACCCUGCCCCAGGAGCCAGUCCUUAUUGGUGGAACUGUGCGCCAUAACAUGAAGCUGUAUGAGCCCGACUGUGGGGACCGAGAAAUGAUUGCGGCGCUCAAUGUCUUCGGCCUGUGGGAUACGAUCCGAUCCAAAGGCGGGCUCGAUGUCCCUUUGACCGAGGAGCUUCUGUCCCAUGGGCAAAGGCAACUUUUCUGUUUUGCCAGGUCCACUCUACAGAAGGGCAACAUUGUCAUCCUUGAUGAACCUUCAAGCCAAUCCGAUCGAGCUAUCGAGCAAAAGAUGGAGAGCGCUAUUCGCGAAAGGUUCAAGAGUCACACGGUCCUGUGUAUUGCGCACAGACUUAGUACCAUCUUGAGUUUUGACACUGUCAUCGUCAUGGAUGCUGGCUCAAUCGCAGAGUCAGGCAACCCUCGCGCAUUACUGCAAGACCACUCCUCCUUGUUCUCCACGUUGAUGAAAAGUCAACGUGGUCAGGAUGAGCGGGCCUAG
Messenger RNA from Venustampulla echinocandica, 4329 nucleotides. RefSeq lists its product as uncharacterized. The transcript has 9 exons. Bases 1 to 4329 code for a protein of 1442 amino acids. NCBI's taxonomy places the organism in Eukaryota, Fungi, Ascomycota, Leotiomycetes, Helotiales, Pleuroascaceae. Gene Ontology annotation, biological process: transmembrane transport. The record is from RefSeq and is a predicted model, not a curated record. Gene Ontology annotation, molecular function: ATP binding; ABC-type transporter activity; ATP hydrolysis activity. Gene Ontology annotation, cellular component: membrane.